Molecule: messenger RNA, 2085 nt
Organism: Phyllostomus discolor (pale spear-nosed bat)
Lineage: Eukaryota; Metazoa; Chordata; Mammalia; Chiroptera; Phyllostomidae
Gene: LBR
Product: lamin B receptor
Exons: 16
Coding region: 142-2058 (638 amino acids)
Biological process (GO): sterol biosynthetic process
Cellular component (GO): nuclear inner membrane
Molecular function (GO): oxidoreductase activity, acting on the CH-CH group of donors, NAD or NADP as acceptor
Source: RefSeq, a predicted model, not a curated record
CGCCCGACGCAGGAGCCCGAGAGCGCGAGAACGCGGCGGGGCGGAGUCGCGCGUGUGGAACAGCCACCGGGUAGCAGCUCGGCAACUCUCCCAGAGUCGUUAGAGUCCCCGCCGGAGUCUGGCGUAGACUGAUUUUGGAAAAUGCCCAGUCGGAAAUUUGCCGAUGGCGAGGUGGUGCGGGGGCGCUGGCCGGGGAGUUCGCUCUACUACGAGGUGGAGAUCCUGAGCCACGACAGCGGCUCGCAGCUGUACACCGUGAAGUACAAGGACGGGACGGAACUCGAGCUGAAGGAGAGCGACAUCAAGCCUUUAGCUUCCUUCAGGCAAAGGAAAAGUGGCUCAACUUCCAGUUCUCCCUCCAGACGCCGAGGGAAUCCGUCGAGGUCACGGUCACGGUCCCGAUCCCCCGGCCGCCGAUCCCCUGCCCGACGUUCCCCUGCCCGCCGUUCCCCUGGCCGAUCCCCCGGCCGACCGCCUAAAAGCUCCCACCAGCCUGCCUCUGCCGCGCACCGUGCUGACAUUACGGAAAUAAGGAAGGAAGUGCUGGAAGUGAAGUUGACCCCGCUGGUGUUGAAACCAUUUGGAAACAGCAUCAGCAGGUACAACGGGGAACCUGAACACACAGAGAGGAAUGACAUACCUCACAAAACCCCACAGGAGAAAUUCCAUUUGUCACAAGACAGUAGUUAUGUAUCUACACAGUAUAGCCUUCGUCCAAGAGGAGAAGAGAACAAGUUAAAAGAAAUAGAAUUCCAGGAAGAAGAAGUUAUUACAAAAGGACCUGCAUCAUUGAGAACCUUCGAAGUGCCAGCGGCACAGACGAAGGACUUGGAGUUCGGAGGGGUACCCGGUGUGUUUCUUAUCAUGCUGGGCCUGCCCACCUUCCUCUUCCUGUUGCUGUUGACGUGCAAACAGAAGGAGCCCAGUCUUCUGAAUUUCCCGCCUCCUUUGCCAGCUCUGAGUGGUUUAUGGGAAACCAGAGUGUUUGGGGCCUACCUCCUCUGGUUUUUUGUUCAGGCUCUGUUCUACUUACUGCCAAUCGGGAGGGUUGUGGAAGGAACACCUGUCGCUGACGGAAGAAGACUCAAGUAUAGAUUAAAUGGGUUCUAUGCUUUCCUCCUGACGUCCGCGGCGGUCGGGGCCGCGCUGUGGUGGGGCGUGGACCUGCACUACGUGUACCGGCACUUCCUCCAGUUUGCACUGGCGGCGCUCGUGUUCUCCGUGGCCCUGAGCCUGUACCUGUACGUGCGGGCCCGGCGCGCGCCCCCGAGCCAGCUGUCGCCGUCCAGCUCAGGAAAUGUCAUCUAUGAUUUCUUCAUUGGCCGUGAAUUGAAUCCUCGGAUUGGUACCUUUGAUCUCAAGUACUUCUGUGAAUUGCGUCCUGGACUGAUUGGAUGGGUGGUGGUUAACUUGGUGAUGCUCCUGGCUGAGAUGAAGUUCCAGAAUCGUGCUACUCCGUCCUUGGCAAUGAUUUUGGUUAACAGUUUCCAGUUCUUGUACGUGGUGGACGCACUCUGGAACGAGGAAGCGGUGUUGACGACCAUGGACAUCACCCACGACGGGUUCGGGUUCAUGCUGGCUUUCGGGGACUUGGUGUGGGUCCCGUUCGUCUACAGCUUGCAGGCCUUUUAUUUGGUCCACCAUCCGCACGAGGUGUCUUGGCCGGUGGCCUGUUUCAUUAUUGCUCUGAAACUUUGUGGCUAUGUAGUCUUCCGAUGUGCAAACGCUCAGAAAAAUGCAUUCCGGAAAAACCCCACUGAUCCACGGCUCGCGCAUUUAAAAACCAUUCACACUUCCACGGGAAAAAACCUCCUGGUGUCUGGCUGGUGGGGCCUGGUCCGCCACCCCAAUUACCUGGGUGACCUCAUCAUGGCUCUGGCGUGGUCCCUCCCGUGUGGCUUCAACCACAUUCUGCCGUAUUUCUACGUGAUUUACUUCGCCGUGCUGCUUGUGCACCGCGAAGCUCGCGACGAGCGCCAGUGCAGGAAGAAAUACGGCGUGGCCUGGGACCGCUACUGCCAGCGCGUGCCCUACCGCAUCCUCCCCUACGUCUACUGACCCUCCGCCCGCGCUGGGAAACGCAAA